ACGUCUAUAUAUCUGGUAGAUUGAUUUCAUUUCCCAACCUUGGAAAAAUGGUCUUUUGUAGGAAACAUUCUGUGCAUCCUGCCACCAUACCCUUAUCUUGUCAUGAGAACUAUAUGCUCAAGGGGUACCCCCUAGGUGAACUGCAUGGGUCCUUCAGUUAUGGUGGGCUGACUACUGUGGGCAGUCUGGUAGGCAUGGCUGACCCCUUAUCUAACUGCUUGUUAGGCCCUAACUUGUUCUGAUACUGCCCACUGCUGACUGGUGGGACUGGGUCAUGAGACCGCUGGCUAUAAAAUCAUGAGGGGCCGCAGGGCUAAUGCUGACUCAUUGGUGGGUAGAGCCAGGUUCUGGGGUGGGUGUUUGCAGCGUCAUGGUUCCCCAGCCUAGCAUCUGCCUGCUGAUGGGUGCAGCUGAUUCCUGACACAGCUGGUUACAGGGCACAGGGUGUCCCAAAACUUGUGUUGGCUGCUGGUAGAUGAGGCCUGAUCCUGGGGCAGCUGGCUCUAAAGGUCCCAGCAUGUCUCAGAGCUGAUACUGGCUUGGUGGUGGUGGCCUAGGGAUUCUGCGCCUGGUGCUGGCCUGAUGGUAGGUGGGUUGGGCCCUGCCAUGGCAGGCUUCAGGGCUAUAGUGGCCCUGAGGCUGGUGUUGCCCCACUGGUAGGCAGAGCUAAGCCCAAAUGUCCCUUCAGGGUUGGCCGCAGGGUCUUGGAAGUCCUGGGGCUAGUGUGUGCGGUGUGUGGGGCAAGUUCCUGGCCCUUUUGUGGAUAGAACCAUGUCCUGAGAUGGCUGUGGGUUCAGGGAGUCUUCAGCAGCUUGUUUGGUGGUUGGUGGGGUGUGUCUUUGCUCAGCCAGCUACUUGGCCUGAGGCAUCCCAGACAGGUUGGUGAUGUCUGGUUGAUGUCGAAUAAGCUAGAGGAAGAAUUUCAAAGUGAUGCUUGCCAGCAAUAGGUCCACGUAGUGAAACAAGCCCCCCAAAACACUUGCCAUCAGUUUCUAUGACUCCAGGAUGAGCUCCAGUUGCCUCUUGUCUUUCCAGAAGACUCUUCAAGAUCAGCAUGUGGGUCUGACCUAGGCUUCUUCACAUUACUGCUUCUGCCCAUGUGAUAGUCUGUAUGUACCCUUUAAGAAUAGUCUCCAUAUGCCACCGCUCUCUGGAUCUCUAAAAAGUAAGCCUCUCUGACUUUCAAAGCCAGUCAUUCUAGGGGCUUGUCUUCCUUGUGCCAGACUCCCAACCUGAGGAACCUGAUGUGGAGCUUGGAGCUAUUGCUUCUUGAGAACUUCUGCAAUUGUAAUUAUUCUUCUGUUUGUGGGUCAUCCACUUAGGGGUAUGGAUCUUGACUAUACCACAGCUCCACCCCUCCUACCCAUUUCACUGUGAUUCCUUCUUUAUAUAUUUAGCUGUAGGAGAUCUUUUCUGUUAUAUUCCAGGCUUUCUCAUCAAUAGUUGCAAUUUUGGUGUUCCUGUAGAGGUGAGCUCAGGGUCUUCCCACUGUGCCAUCUUGCCCAAGAUCCCUGAAUUUCUUUUAGAUGUAGAAGUUAACAGUAAGGAAAUAGGCUGAGGCUCAGUGGUAGAGUCCACCUGCCAAUGCAGGAGAUACGGGUUUGAUCCCUGGUCCAGGAAGAUCCUACAUGCAGUAGAGCAACUCAGCCUGUGCACCAGAACUGUUGAGACAUUCUCAAGAGCCCGGGAGCUGAAACUACUGAGCCCACAUGUGGCAGCUAUUGAAGACUGUGUGCCCUAGAGCCAGUGCUCCAGAACAAGAGAAGCCACGCGAUGAGAAGCUCAUGAACCACAACUAGAGAGCAGCCCCCAUUUGCCAGUCUAGAGAAAAGCCCACACAGCAACAAAGACCCAGCACAACCAUAAAAGAUGACAAUGGCAACACGACAAGAAGUUCUUGGCCUCUACCGCAGAAUUUUCAGGCUUGCGAGGAAAUGGCAGGCUGCAUCAGGGCAGAUGGAAGACACCAUUAAAGAAAAACAGUACAUAUUAAAUGAAGCCAGAACGCUGUUCCAAAAAAACAAAAAUCUCACAGACACAGACCUGAUUAAACAGUGUAUAGAUGAAUGCACAGCCAGGAUUGAAAUUGGACUACAUUACCAGAUUCCUUAUCCAAGGCCAAUUCAUCUGCCUCCCAUGGGCCUUACCCCACUACGAGGCCGGGGACUUCGAAGCCAGGAGAAACUGAGGAAAUUUUCCAAACCAAUAUAUCUCAAAUCUCAUGAUGAAGUUUCCUAACUCAGAAUAAAGUUUUUUUUUUUUUUCUGAGAAUGAUAAGCCAACUAGGCCUUGACUAUAAACUAGUUAACAAAAUUCUUCUUGAUUAGGGACAAAAAUCCAAUUAUCUUCUUAAAACCUCUGAAAUAUUGGUACUGUCCGAAUGAUGCACAUCACUACAGUUUUCAGGAUCUUGCUGCCUGAUGAGAUAAACACUAACCUUAGAGGUCAUGGACCUCAUAUCCUCACUGAAGCACCACUUGGAAACAAAACUAAGGCCUGUGGGCAGAAGACUGAAGGGUGACAAAAGCUUUCAAGGGAAUGCCAAUCACCAGACAUGCCAGCUGAUAUGAAGAAAUUAGCCAGUUGAUGGAAGUUCUCAUGGCUACUUUAGAAUUAUACACUACCCCUCAGAAUAUUUUUAGGCCUUUUUUUUUUUUCCAAGUUAUAUAUUUACUUAAAAGUGGACUUUUUGUGUGUGCUUUGUUGUCUUUUGGAACGUCCCAUUUCCAGAUAAAAUUCCCUUAAAAAGUG
Messenger RNA from Dama dama (fallow deer), 2751 nucleotides. It is a transcript of the gene LYRM1, whose product is annotated as LYR motif containing 1. The record is from RefSeq and is a predicted model, not a curated record. NCBI's taxonomy places the organism in Eukaryota, Metazoa, Chordata, Mammalia, Artiodactyla, Cervidae. Gene Ontology annotation, cellular component: mitochondrion. The coding region runs from base 1870 to 2238 and encodes 122 amino acids. The transcript is spliced from 4 exons.